AUGCCACCGAAAAGAGUAUUUUCAACGUUAACUACCAGAAAAGUAAUAAAUAAAAAGGUUAAACGUAGCAGUAAUACUAUCGAAGAAAGUCGAGAUGCAAAUAGUGCGUCUUCAAUUGUUUCACCUUCUCCAUCAACAGCCACCAACACAACUUCUCAAAAAGAAAAAGUCUCUUUUAUAGGAAAUUGUGUUAUGUGGUUCAGAACAGACUUACGACUAAAAGACAACCGAGCACUAUCUCUAGCCUCAAAACAUGCAAUAAUGCAUAACAAAAACUUAUUCGCGCUCUUUAUUAUAUCGCCACAAGAAUGGCAAACGCAUGAUGUGGCAUCGAUACGCGUUGAUUUUUGGUUACGUAAUUUAUCGAGUUUGCAGAAGCAGCUUGAGAAAUUGAAUAUUCCAUUGAUUGUGCGAACAGUUGGCUUACGAAAGAAUGUACCUUCAGCGGUUAUUGAGUCUUGUAAGGCGGUUAACGCUAGUCAUCUUUUUGUUAAUAUAGAAUAUGAGGUCAAUGAGUCUAGACGCGAUAAAAAAGUCUGCUCUCUCGCUGAGCAUAAUGAUAUUGUUGUUUCAUUAGAGCAUGAUCAAUGCGUUAUUCCUCCUGGAUUAUUAUUGACCAAGCAACAAAAACCAUAUACAGUGUAUACGCCAUUCAAGAAAUUAUGGUUAACUAUCGUAGGAAGCGAGCCAAAUUACCUAGAAUUAUCUCCGGAGCCUGCACCAAAUAACGAAUCAAUACGCGAACAACACGCAUCAGAGUUCAAUACAGAAAUACCAGAAUUCGUAGAAGGCUUUCAAUUAUCAUCAGCCCAAUCCAAUAGGGCUUCUAUUGAAUUUCCGGCAGGCGAAGAUGUUGCUCAUGAACGUCUACAAGCAUUCAUUUCGGAACGAAUAACUAAUUACAAAGAAGCACGAAACAUUCCCAGCGUAAUUGGCACCUCUUCUUUAUCUGCGUAUUUUGCUGCGGGUGUCUUAUCUGCAAGACAAUGCGUAGUUGCCGCUCGUGCCGUUAAUAAGAAUAAACUCCAAGAUGGAAAUAUUGGCAUAGCAACAUGGGUUGAAGAAAUCGUAUGGCGUGAUUUCUAUCGUCAUGUUCUUGUUGCUUUUCCGCAUAUUUGUAUGAACCGUCCUUUUAAAUUGGAAAUGGAAAGCAUUGAGUGGAAUAAUGAUCCAGAGAGGCUACGUAGAUGGUGUGAAGGUAAAACAGGGUAUCCUAUUGUCGAUGCAGGUAUGCGUCAACUCAAUGAAACAGGUUGGAUGCAUAAUCGUGUGCGUAUGAUUACUGCCAUGUUCUUGACAAAAGAUUUAUUGAUAAAUUGGCAAUAUGGUGAACGAUACUUCAUGCAACAUCUAAUUGACGGAGAUUUCGCAAGCAAUAAUGGUGGUUGGCAAUGGUGUGCCUCUACAGGAACGGAUGCACAGCCAUGGUUUAGGAUCUUCAAUCCAACACUUCAAUCACAAAAGUUUGACCCGAACGGCGACUACGUAAGAAAAUGGGUCCCGGAAUUAAGUUCAUUGGGUCCCAACGAAAUUCAUGAUCCUUCUAAAUCACUUUCUCUUAUGCGGUUUGCCAAGUUGAAUUAUCCCUCUCCCAUAGUGGACCACAAAACAGCGCGCAAAAAAGCACUGGAAACUUAUAAAGCUGGGAAUGUUUCGUGCUUCUUU
Ambispora leptoticha is the source of this 1665-nucleotide messenger RNA. NCBI's taxonomy places the organism in Eukaryota, Fungi, Glomeromycota, Glomeromycetes, Archaeosporales, Ambisporaceae. The record is from the annotation of a GenBank genome assembly.